Messenger RNA from Leptopilina heterotoma, 2730 nucleotides. RefSeq names its product beta-1,4-N-acetylgalactosaminyltransferase bre-4-like. The record is from RefSeq and is a predicted model, not a curated record. Lineage: Eukaryota; Metazoa; Arthropoda; Insecta; Hymenoptera; Figitidae. The transcript has 11 exons. The coding region runs from base 1141 to 2400 and encodes 419 amino acids. Gene Ontology annotation, molecular function: N-acetyl-beta-glucosaminyl-derivative 4-beta-N-acetylgalactosaminyltransferase activity. Gene Ontology annotation, biological process: carbohydrate metabolic process; glycosphingolipid biosynthetic process.
CGUAGCAAUCGUAGCUUCCGGCCGAUAGCUUUCAAGACGUUCCACUAAUCACGGGUCUUUGGAAGCAACUUCUUACUAUUAAUCAGACCAAAACGACCAAACAAUAAGUCGAAAUUUUCAAAUUUCAAACGGCAAAUUAGACUGUUUUACCGUGAGUGGUAUUCGCAAAAAAUUGAAAAUUGCGCUGCUAGAUGGAGACAUUUAGCGGUUCGCUAUCUUCGCGAAACGGAUGAGAUAAUUUGAACCGAUGGAAUGUGCGCGAGAUAAAAUAGACACCGCAGGGGUGCAAGGACGGUAGCAGUUAUCAUUAUUUGCCGCAAGGAGCGCUUUAAACUUGCAAAUCGCAAAUCCUGAUUUUCCUCUCUCUUGAUUUCUCAUUGUCGCCGCCGUUUUGUCCGAGAUGUUUGCAAGAAACAUCCGGAUGUUUUGUGAAAAAGCGCGAGUUCAAAAACACAUUACAACAUUACAUGUAAUUGUUUACGUUUUCUUAUUCAUCGAUCGACAUCAUCUCGACAACUUGAUGAAAUGCAAAAUUUUCUGAUGUAAAGAAGAGAAAAAUCUGCUUUACCUGGAGACGAGCCUGGAGAUUAUAUACAUCGACACAUACAACAAUCGAAAUGACAAGUGCCAAAAAAGAAAGGAAACUCCAAACGUAUAAAGUACAGGAGAAAGUGUGAAAAAUAUUCGUUGGGAGAAGAAGACGUACUUUGGUAGAUUGUAUUUAAUUAGUGGAGAAAGCUUUUCAUGGUUCUGAUCGAAGUUGAAGGGAAAUAAUUUCGCUUGUGGAUUUAUCAUCAUUUGCUAAAUGUGCGGGCUAUGGAUGGAGAAAAUAAUGAGGUGCGUCAAUCCGUGGAUCAUCCCCAGUGAAUGCUGUGCAGAAUUUACAAGAAGAAUCUCCUGAAGAAUUCACCAUCAUCAUACACAUAGUUUGGAGGUGAUGUUUCUAAGAAAAAGUGUGCCUUGGAUAAUAGUUCCACAAUAUUGGAAUAAGUGGAAUAGCAAGAGUGAUUUUAUUUUAUUGCUCUUGAAGGUGAGAAAUUUGGAGAAUUAACGGGGAACAAUAGAAAAAAAAGAAGGAGAAAGCCGCCGACACAUUUAUUAAAAAAAUAAGCGAAACAGUAAUGGUGUCACGUAUAUGCAAUGACUCUGGCCACAGCCGUGGCAGUGAGGCAUUGGGCCCAUGCUUACAAGGCCCUCGCCUGUGUCGUUCUGACCCUUAUUGCCAUUCAAUAUCUCCUCAGCGGGAUUUUCGAUCGUCGCUCAAUCGAGACCAUUUUCACUAUUAACGCCACUCGAUAUUCAACGAGUUAUUACAAGGGUCAUCCUCGGGGAUUAAUUAUUUAUAAACCCGAGACAACACCAAGCAUUUCGGGUAAUUCAAGCAUUUCGCCAGCCUCAGUUGUGUCCGAAUUUGCAAUACGAACUGGCAAUGAUUCCUCUUCCUCCUCAUCCUCCUCUUCUUCUGCUGCCUCUUCUUCGUCGAAAGUUGAAACAAUUUCAUUGGGGAAUUCGGGUGGCACGUCAAUGGGAAUAGGAAAUCCAUCAAUUUCAAAUACUUCUAUGCCGAACGUUACAGAGACGACAAUUCAACAGCAAUGUCCUCUUAUUCCACCAAAUCUUGUUGGACCGGUUCUCGUCAUUAAAACACCGCCGGAGCUUUCAAUCAUGGAGAAAAAUUUCACAAGAGUGAAACCAGGCGGUAGAGGAUUUCCCACGAAUUGUAUCACCAGACAUCACGUUGCCAUCAUCAUUCCAUUUCGCGAUAGACCUCAACAUUUGCAAACACUUCUUUACAAUUUACAUCCAAUUCUACUGCGUCAGCAAAUCGACUAUCAAAUUUUCAUUGUCGAACAAGAAGGUACGGAGGCAUUCAAUCGUGCAAUGCUGAUGAAUGUGGGCUACAAGGAAGCUCUGAAGGAGAGAUCAUUUGAUUGUUUCAUUUUUCACGACGUCGAUCUGCUUCCCGAGGACGAUCGAAAUCUCUACAAUUGUCCCGAGCAACCAAGACACAUGUCUGUCGCAAUAGAUAAAUUUAAAUACCGAUUACCUUACGCUGAUUUAUUUGGCGGAGUUUCAGCCAUGACCAAAGAACACUUUAAAUUGGUGAAUGGAUUUAGUAACGUAUUUUCCGGUUGGGGUGGAGAAGAUGACGAUAUGGCGAAUCGUAUAAAAGCUCAUGGACUUCGAAUUUCUCGUUAUCCGGCAAAUAUUGCUCGAUAUAAAAUGCUUAAUCACAAAAAGGAGAAGGCCAAUCCAAAGAGGUACGAAUUUCUAAAAACAGGAAAGAAGAGAUUUGCCACUGAUGGCUUAUCGAAUUUAAAGUACGAGCUGAGAGACAAGCAAAAACCAAAACUAUACACUUGGUUGCUGGUAAGACUGAAGACACUUCAGCCCAGCUGAUGGCAACAUUGGAUCGGGUAAAAUGUUUUUUUUUACCUCAAAAGUCCAAACAAUCUUUUUUCAACUUUUUUUAUGCUGCAAAACAAGUUUUUGUGUGUAACUGUACAUAUUUAUAUAUAUAGAGAGAGAAAGAGAUGAGAUUUUUUGGAAAAUUCUUUUUCAAGAAACAUCCAAUUUUUAGCACUUGAAAAAGAAUUUUCAAAACCAAAGUAAAAUUUGGUUUUAAAAAUUUCGAUAUUACGAGAAGAUUGAUUCUAUUCUUAAAAAAAGGACACUGAUAAAUUACGUAACAAUUUUAUUAAAUCAUUUCGGAUUUAAAAAUCCAAUUAU